Molecule: messenger RNA, 3636 nt
Organism: Sparassis crispa
Lineage: Eukaryota; Fungi; Basidiomycota; Agaricomycetes; Polyporales; Sparassidaceae
Product: Protein priB
Exons: 22
Coding region: 1-3636 (1211 amino acids)
Biological process (GO): DNA-templated transcription; regulation of DNA-templated transcription
Cellular component (GO): nucleus
Molecular function (GO): DNA-binding transcription factor activity, RNA polymerase II-specific; zinc ion binding; transcription cis-regulatory region binding
Source: RefSeq, a predicted model, not a curated record
AUGUCGCACGGCGCUGAACCACUGCGAGGCCGGACGACAGAAUUGACUGGACAGUCCGGGUCUGAAAAGGCGCGGAAGCACUUACCUGCAGCGGACCUUCCUGGCACCUGGACGUACUCCACCAGGAGCGCUUCGUCGCAUCCUUCGCCUGGCAGCCAAUUUUCCGAAUCCAAAUCCAGCCCAACUCUUCUGCAUCAACAGCAGCAGCCGUCCUCAAUGAGUGGGGCACCUCCGAUGUGGUAUGAUCCCGACCAGGCAGUCGUCCCAUACGAGUCAAAUUAUGAACAAUGGGUGGAGAAUUACGAGCUGUCGCAACAGUCGCAGCAGCAUACUUUUAGUCAAGGCGUAGCCCAGGGUGUCAGUGCUGGCCAGGCUUCCUUUCAACCGCAGCAGCAGCAGCCGCACAUUCAGCCACACCCGCUGUUACAGCAUGCGCCCACGCACCCACUCAGUAUUCCAGCGGAGCGCGUUCAGCCGCCUCCACGAAACCAGUACAAUUUCGUACCGGACCCAUACGUGCCGCAGCCAAGCGGCCAGGACAAUUACACCGGCCACUACCCACAGACCUCAGCGGGCAACCGUCCACAGCGAAGUCGUCUCCCCAGAACGCGACAAGGGCAAACGUCUGCGGUACCUUUUACUUUUACAGCCCCAUUACACGCUGGAGAGUUGGCCGACAGUUUCAGCGUUUCGGGCUCUGACUACCGACACCAGCACCAGUCCUUCCCUCUCCCACUGUCGGCCCCCACGAGCGAUACUCUCUACUAUCAUGAUGCUAUGCAGUCCGAUCUUAUCUCUGGUACUGAUCCCCCGCCGCAGCAAAACUUCAUUUUCACGGAGCAUCAGCAUCCAGGUUCAUCCUCUGCCCCCAGGCCAUCUGUAACGCCUUCAUCUGACGCGACGAAUGUAUCCUCUCUUUCUCCGAGGUCGUGGGUCGGACCCGAUGACCUUUCGUACCAAGGCGAUACGUCCAGCCAGCAAGGAGGAAGUGUCACCGCUUCUAGCUCCCAAACCCGUAUGGGUACUUCCGCUUCGCCGUCUGCUCCGACACAGACCUUUGGUGGGGCACAACCUCACAACUCUACGAAAGGCAAGGAUAAGUCGCAUCGUCCGAAGAGACCUCGCGUUGACAGCGACAACCUCUCCGAUGACGACGAGCCACACACUUUGACGAUGAAUGUAAUCAUGCCACCCCAAACUGGCGCCGAAGGUUAUCCGAUCACAACGAGACUUCCUGGUGCUUGCAAACACUGUAAGAAACUCAAGAUGAAGUGCACCUUCCCUCCCGGGGAGAACACGUGCAACCGCUGCAGGGGGACGGGACAUGUGUGUGUUGUCGAAGGAAGAAAGCCUAGGAAUGCCCCAAAUAAGCGAGAGUAUCUACUCGCACAGAUUCGCCAGAAAGAUGCGAUGAUUGAAAAACUGCUUCGAGAGCUCCAUAAUCCGUACACGGCAACUCCUUUCUCCAUCGCGUCAUACCGGUUGGCGACAAACCCUUCAGAUCGCAACAAGGAGAGCGUCAUCGACUGGCUGGAUCGCCUUGAAUCUAGCGUACAGCACAGCGGCAAGUCGAAGGGUCUAGAGGCGUUCACGGAAUCGCGUGCCGGCAAUGACACGGGCGAUGAUUCCGAAGACGAAGCGGAGGAUGGGGGCGGCCGCCCAACCGUCCGGGGCAGCGUUCUCGGGUAUGGUACCAUAGAUGAUUCGACCAAAGAAGCGCAUGAUCAGAUGCAAGCCCUUCCGGAUGUUGCCGUACCCAUCGGUCUCCUCGCAAACUUGGCCAUCAGCAACAGCCCGAAGGACAAGAAACAGAAGAAUUCGAACCAGGCCACAGAGGCGGAGGACCCCGAAGAUGACGAUGUCGGCUUUGCGAACAGACGGUAUUUCAUGCCAGGUCCUGCGUAUGAUCUCGGUAUUCGGGCGUCGUUGAUCCAGAGCCACUCGCCUCCUGAAAUCUUGGUUCACGGACUCGUCACGCCAAGUGAUGUCGAGGAGCUCUUCAAGAUCUUCUAUGAACGCUUGAAUGUCCACGUUACCUUACUUGACCAGGAUAUCCAUACUCCUGCGAUGACAUUCGCCAGAUGCCCAUUUCUGUUCACUGUUGUCUGCGCGAUCGCUUCUCGAUACUACGAGCCGAAAUCUGAGAUUUACCCCAUUGCCAUGCACUUCGCGAAGCGGGCAGCCGCGGAUGGUCUGCUCAAUGGAUGGAAAUCAGUCGAGCUCUCUCAAGCGUAUAUCUUGUUGAGUACCUACGGUGUUCCAGCGCGCCGAUGGGAAGAGGACCGCAGUUGGUUGUACAUUGGACUGGCUAUUCGCAUCGCCACGGAUCUGAAUUUGCAACAAGUGUCUACCGUCCAACCGAAGAGCGAUUCGCAUGAACGUGAGAUUAUAAACCAGACCCGACUCUGGAUGAUUUGCUUCAACCUGGAUCGUUCGAUGGCUACUCAAUUCGGGAAGCCCGCCACGAUCAAAGAGAACUACACUAUACGGACAUCGGAGAAUUGGUACAGACGGUCGCGAUUCAAUCAUCCUUAUGACGUCGGCCUCUGCGCUUACACUCAGAUGUUACGGAUAAUGGCCCGCUUCCAUGAGGAAAUCUUCUCUGACCCUACAGCACCAUCGGGUCUCAAUCAGGCUAUCGACUUCCACGAGGUUACGUUGCGUCAUGACGAAGACAUGACAAGGUACUUUGAGGAUUGGACGCGAAGAUUUGAGGAAGAUUCCGAUUUACAAGAGCCGGCUUACGCUUUCCGCGCAUCGCUGUUGCCGUUCCUGACCAACUACUCAAGACUUGUCAUGUAUUCGUUUGGAUUCCAGCAGGCCUUUAAACGUGGGAUGCAGCCAGGCGAUCAGAUUUUCCUAGACAAGUGCUUUCAAUCUGCGAAGUCCGUUAUCUUGUGCAUGAUCGAGUCACUGUCCCCGGAAUAUAUGCGAUACUCCCCUGAUGGGCAUUUUAUCUUCGCAUCAUUCGCGUCCGCGUUUCUGCUCAAGCUGAUGCGUCCAGAGUUCGCGAACCUUAUUACGAAUGAACAGGUGGCGGAGAUUUUCGACUUAAUCGAAAAGUUGAUCCGAAAGCUCAGUUCACGCGAGAUUGCUAUCGACAUGCGCCACACGCCCAACCUACACGCUCGAUUCCUUGCAGGACUGUUGAAGAAGUAUCGUCGUGAUGUUGCCGCAAGUGGCCGUCUCCAUCCACAAUCUCCUUCCCAAGGCCCAGUAGCGCACGGAUCCCAUGGCGUACAUACGACGUAUGCGUCACAGUCGCCUUCCGCUUCAUCGUCUACCUCGUCACAGCCUACCUACCAAACUGGCCCUGCUCCGGGGGCGUUCCAUGCUACUCAGGAUAUCGUCGCUAAUCACAUAGAUCCUACGGCGAUGAUGCAGUCAGAAGCAAUGUACGAGGACGCAGCCUAUCCAGCUGGAACGGGUCCUAUGGACUACAGCUCCGCUGACCUGGUAGAAAAUUUGGGUGCCCUGCUCGCGCUCCAGAGUCCAUCUUAUUGGAAUCACAUGAUGAUGCCCGGGUACUCGUGGCCGGAAAGCCCGCCGAACAUGGCGCACGAAGAAUUCUUCAAUGCAGCAGAAGGCCUCAACGGCUUCAGCAAUUUCCAGACGGCACCGGUUCUGCAUGGCUAA